AUGUAUGAGCCACCACCUGGUACGAAGAAGGAACGAGAAAGAGAAGAUGAUGAACCAGAAUAUAAAUUUGAAUGGCAGCGAAAAUUUAAUGCACCAAGAGAGGAUUACUGCAAAGGUGAUUCAGAAAUCAGGGAUCAACCAUUUGGCAUCCAAGUUCGCAAUGUACGGUGCAUCAAGUGUCACAAAUGGGGUCACAUUAAUACAGAUAAGGAAUGCCCAAUGUAUAAUCAGGCAUCAAGUUCUGACCAGGCAGGUGAUUCAUUGGAUCCAUUGAUUCUUGUCCAACAAAUGAGAGAGGACGGUCUUGCUAUGAAAAGGAGUGCUCUUAGUAUUCCACAGCAGAUGAGAUUCUCUAGAGAUCAGGACCUUAUUCCAAGUGAAAAUGAAGAUGAGGAAUCAAAAAAGUCUGAAAUAGAACUCUUGAAGUCAUUAUCAAUGAAGCAGAAACGAAGGCUACUUAGGAAACUUGACAAAAUGUUGAAGAAGAACAAGAGGAGCAAAUCCAAGAAGAGGAAAAUGAGGAAGUCUGAACAGACAGCAAAGGAUAGUGAGAGUUCAAGUAGUGAAACACCUAAGGAAGAAAUAAAAUCACAUAAGGAGAAAAGAAGAGUGAAGGAAGACAAAAAUAAACAAAGAGAAAGGCAUUACAAAAACAUAGUAAUCAAGAAGAACAAUCGACAUUGAGCAGUGGAGCACAAUCACAUAAGACUGUAAGAAGUUCAUGGUAGAAGCAUUGAUUUUGUUGGCCACCUCAGUAUGCACCAGUGGCAUCAAGCAACUUGUGAGAGAACAUCUAAUCGGGAAUACAGAAAGACUGCCAGACCAAAAGUACAG
Molecule: messenger RNA, 834 nt
Organism: Zootermopsis nevadensis
Lineage: Eukaryota; Metazoa; Arthropoda; Insecta; Blattodea; Termopsidae
Source: RefSeq, a predicted model, not a curated record